Bipolaris zeicola 26-R-13 is the source of this 1050-nucleotide messenger RNA. RefSeq lists its product as uncharacterized. The transcript is spliced from 2 exons. Gene Ontology annotation, molecular function: phosphatase activity. The record is from RefSeq and is a predicted model, not a curated record. Gene Ontology annotation, cellular component: cytoplasm. NCBI's taxonomy places the organism in Eukaryota, Fungi, Ascomycota, Dothideomycetes, Pleosporales, Pleosporaceae. Bases 1 to 1050 code for a protein of 349 amino acids.
AUGCUUGCCUCGUCGUUCUUGUACGGCCUCUUGGCGGCAGCUUCUGCCGUCAAUGCCCACCGCCACUCCAAGGACAUCGACUACACGGUCAUUACUGGCAUCUUUCAGCAGGAUGACAACUCUACCAACCCUGCCACGUUCAACUUCACCGCCAGCAACUUCGGCCUCAUCAACCGCACCUAUCCAACUGACGCGACCUGCCCAGACGGCAAGAAAUCGACCCAAUGGCAGCGUCUUGCUCACUACAUCUCUACCCUGAACAAGCAGUCUGCGCGCAAUGAGCGCUACAGCCUUGUCUUCAUGGGCCGCCACGGCGAAGGCUUUCACAAUGCUGCUGAAUCCUUCUAUGGUACUCCAGCAUGGAACUGCUACUGGUCUGAGCUCGACGGCAACAGCACCGUCAUAUGGGCCGAUGCAAAGCUCACCGAAGUCGGCAUACAGCAAGCAAAGCUCGUAAACGCAUUUUGGCAGCACUUGCUCAAGGACGAGAAGAUUUCCCCGCCAGAAUCCUUCUAUACCAGCCCUUUGUAUCGCUGCCUCGACACUGCAAAACUUACCUUUGACGGAGUCAAGCUGCCCAAAAAGACGCCUUUCGUUCCGGUUAUCAAGGAGUUUCUUCGCGAAGGCAUCAGUGCGCAUACUUGCGACCGUCGCCGUACCAAGUCGUCCAUCCGCAAAAACUUCCCUUCUUUCAAGUUUGAAAAGGGAUUCGCAGAGGAAGACCCCUACUGGACCGAGCUAUUCGCUGAGCCCCGAGCGAACCAGGACGCACGCUCCAAAGCCGUGCUUGAUGACAUCUUUUCCAGCGAUGACAGCACGUAUAUUUCCAUUACUUCGCAUUCGGGCGGCAUUUCCAGUCUGCUACGCGUCCUGGGCCACCGCGAAUUUAGACUCAGCACUGGAGCCGCCAUUCCCGUCUUGCUCAAGGUCACUACUCUAAACACGCGUCCUCCCCCAACGACAACAUUGCCUUAUGGUCCCCAAAAGACAUGCGCCGUACCCCCUGCUAUUCGCGACCCGAGCUGCAAUGACUGUUCUUGCUGCUCAUAA